Brugia malayi is the source of this 2646-nucleotide messenger RNA. RefSeq lists its product as uncharacterized. Gene Ontology annotation, biological process: chloride ion homeostasis; potassium ion homeostasis; cell volume homeostasis. The coding region runs from base 1 to 2646 and encodes 881 amino acids. The record is from RefSeq and is a predicted model, not a curated record. Gene Ontology annotation, molecular function: potassium:chloride symporter activity. The transcript has 19 exons. Gene Ontology annotation, cellular component: membrane. Lineage: Eukaryota; Metazoa; Nematoda; Chromadorea; Rhabditida; Onchocercidae.
AUGUCUGUUCAAUCAGAAAAUGGAAAAAUUACAAUUUGGAUUGAAAGUGGUGAUAAAAAGGCAGAAAUUUACGCUAAAACAGCAUGUUGUGAUACUAAUAGUACGUUAGAUGGAAGUAUUACAGUUGCUAAUGAGCUAUCGCUUUAUGCUGGAAAUAAAAGUCUUCCAUUAAUUACGGCAUUUUUUAAAAGUUUUAAUGUUCAAAAUGUUAAUGACAGUAAUUAUGUACGAAAAAAGGCAAAUCUUGGUACCAUUUUGGGUGUAUAUUUACCAACCAUACAGCACAUUUUUGGUGCAAUUAUGUUCCUACGACUAUUUUGGAUUGUUGGUAUUAUGGGUAUUGGCCAAUGCAUUACAAUGACAUUUCUAUGCAUGUUUUGUACCUUUUUAACAUCGAUCAGUUUGAGUGCUGUUGCAACCAAUGGUGUUAUUGAAACCGGUGGUACCUAUUAUAUGAUUUCACGAAAUUUGGGACCUGAAUUUGGUACCGCUGUUGGUAUAUUAUUUUAUUUGGGUAAUGCAUGUGCAUGCGCUAUGUAUAUUGUUGCAGCAGUUGAAGUAUUUCUUCUAUAUAUAGCACCAAAUAUGACAAUUGGUGGUCAAGAGAUACACGAUGAUACUGGUUUAAUUGGAAUGAUGUCAAAUAAUUAUCGUUUUUAUGGUACCAUCAUUUUAUUAUUAAUAUUUGCUGUUGUUGCACUUGGCGUUCGAUUUGUACAAUUCUUUGCACCGAUUUCUCUAGUCUGUGUGCUACUCUCGAUAGCAGCUAUCUUUGCUGGUGUCAUCGAGAAAAGUGUCACAUCUAGCAAUCAUCGAGUGUGCUAUCUAAAUAAUCGUUUAUUACAUGCAAAUGCAUAUACAUCAAUUCAAAGUAUCACAAAUAAUAAUAAUAACAAUAAUCUUUGCUCUUAUUGUAAUUUUAAUAAUUCAAAACUUUUUGAUGCAAUUUGUCGCAAUAAUAAUAAUAAUUUCUCGUCGCUAAAUUCAUGCGACAAUUAUACGUUAACAUGCGAAAAAGUUUUUGUUGGUAUACAAAGUGGUGCUUUUCUUGAAAAUUUUGGUAGUCAUUAUAUGAAGGAAGGUGAAGUAGCACCAAAACAAUAUGUCAAUAACAAAAAAUUGGAAAUUUUUCAAGAUGUGACAACAACAUUUUUUGUCGUUAUGGCAAUUUAUUUUCCAAGUGUUACUGGUAUUAUGACAGGUGCAAAUAUGAGUGGUGAUUUAAAAGAUCCACAAAAAAGUAUACCUCAGGGAACAAUUGCUGCACAAUUAACAACAUCAACAAUAUACUUUUUCCUUAUCUUAGCUUUUGGUUCAACAAUUUCAGGCCCAGUUUUACGUGACAAAUAUGGCCAAAGUAUGAUUGGUUCUGGCAUGAUAGUAGCUGAAUUAGCUUGGCCAUCAUCAUGGAUUAUUAUGAUUGGUGCAUUUACAUCAUGUUUUGGUGCUGCACUACAAUGUCUUUGCAGUGCUCCACGUUUAUUACAAUCAAUAGCAAAAGAUGAUGUUUUACCAUUUUUGCGAUCAUUUCAAGUGCUAACACAAUGGAAUGAACCAUUUCGAUGUUUAAUUUUAACAGUGUUAAUAGCAGAAUUGAUCAUAUUAGUGGCGGCAUUAGAUCGAAUUGCGCCAAUUGUUGAUUUUUUCUUUUUAAUGUGUUAUGCAUUCAUUAAUCUUGCAUGCUUUUUGCAUUCCAUUCUUGGUGCACCAAAUUGGCGACCUCGUUUCAAAUGCUAUCAUUGGACAUUAUCAUUACUUGGAACAUUAUUAUGCUUAUUUAUAAUGUUUUCAACUCAUUGGAUUUAUGCUCUGAUUGUCACAUUACUUUGUGGUAUGAUCUAUAAGUAUGUGUCAUGGAAAGGUGAUAAGAAAGAAUGGGGUGAUGGUAUGACAGGACUUAUACUUAGUACAGCUCAAUUUUCACUUUCAAAAUUAGAUGAUAAACAACCACAUCCAAAAAAUUGGCGACCACAAUUACUGUUAAUUGCAAAUUUACCGCUAGCUGAAAAUUGGCGACAAAAUGAAACCACCCGAAAAUUACUUAGUCUUGCAAGUCAACUUAAAAAAGGUCGUGGUUUAACUGUUGCUGUAGCAUUGCAUAAAGGUCAAUCUACUAAUAAAAAUGCUAAGAUAAUUGCGGCACAAAUGAAAAAAGAGCUACUGGAAGAGAUGACAAAUGCAAAAGUUCAUGGCUUCUGCUCAUCACUUAUAUAUGAAGCGGAUCAAUUGGAAGGUACAUUAUCAACUCUUAUACAAAGUUGUGGUAUUGGACCAUUACGUCCAAAUACUUUGCUAAUUCCGUAUCCGGAAGAAUUGCAUGCGGAAAGUGUUUAUUGGCAUUUCUUACAUCGUCUUCAACAUGGUGCAAUGCAAGAUAUGUGCUUACUUGUAUUAAAAGGUAUUCCAUAUUUUCCGGAAAAUGAAUACAGAAUGGCUGGAAAUAUUGACAUGUGGUGGAUCCUUCAUGAUGGUGGCUUAUUACUUCUUAUUUCAUUUUUACUCAAACAACAUAAGGUUUGGCGCAAUUGUCACCUAAGAAUAUUUGUUGUUGUUGGACAUGAUGAUAAUAAAUCACAAUUACGACAUGACAUGGAGAAAUUUUUAUACGAAAUGCGCAUCAAUGCUAAUUUAUAUGCAUGUUUUUAA